Molecule: messenger RNA, 585 nt
Organism: Malania oleifera
Lineage: Eukaryota; Viridiplantae; Streptophyta; Magnoliopsida; Santalales; Ximeniaceae
Exons: 1
Coding region: 1-585 (194 amino acids)
Source: RefSeq, a predicted model, not a curated record
AUGGCAGAACAAUUGGAAAACAGGAUGCUGAGAAUGGAACAAUGGCAAGAGGAGCUGAACAGCAAAAGGAAUAAGUUGUUGGACUUGAUGAUGAACAAGGGCAAGACUAUGCCACCACAAAAUGUUGAGGAGGAUUCAGACCCCACCUACCCUCCAGUAUUCACCCCGUUGCACGGACAGACCUCAACACAACCUUCGAUGGCCACAGAAAAUCCAAACAGUGCUUCAUUCAUUCAUACCGCACCAACAUUAGGGGUCCCAGCAGUCGGAAUACCCCAUAUGAUGAUGACAGAUGUGGGGGCAGACGAAAUCACAACUGAGCAUCGUUAUGACGUACUUGAAGAAUGGUUAAGGGCCAUCGAAGGGUCCAAUUCAUUUGGUACUAUUGAUCUGACAGAUCUCUGCUUGGUGCCGAUGGUCACUCUACCACCAAAGUUUAAGAAGCCAGAUUUUGAAAAGUACGAUGGAACUCGGUGUCCUUGUGCCCACUUACUGAUGUAUUGUCAAGCAAUGGCGACGUACUUAGAUGAUGAAAAACUAAUGAUGCACUACUUCUCGAGUAAUUUGACUGGAUUUGCCAUCUGA